AGGCCCAAGUGAAAUGCAAGGAGCCGCCAUCAUGAUGUUUGUUCGUUUGCUUUAGAAUUCAAGAGUAACACAUUUGUAAAUGCAAUAACAAGACUUAACUACCACAGGCUGCAGCUCAAUUAGGCGCACAAUCUCCUCAGCCUCAAACACUUCAGUCUGCUGCACAGUCUAAAGAACAAGCCUCAACCUAUAGUGUGUCUCAAGCAACACUGCAGGCCAGGCAACUGUCAGCUGCAGCUGAACAAAGGCGGCUCUUUGGGCAUGGAUUUGACAGACGGCCGAACUCCUCUACCAAGUCAUCUAAGGGGAAGCAUGUAAAAUCAUGCAUGCUCAAAUUUGUUUGCCUAGCAUCCAAAGAUGCAGACCAUCCACCAACAACUGUGAAGCAAAGGACAGUUUUGUCCAAUGCUGGGUUGGGAGAUGGAAGCAUCUCCUUUCCCCAAGAUGGCACAUCAGUUUAUGGAGGGAUCAUGGACAAGUAUCCCAAAUUAAAGUCAGUYGGAGGAUUUGACCUCCUACUUUACCAGAGGGGUGGUGGAGAGGAUAGCGGCUUCCACCAAAUCUUGCCACCCCACACCCCAGAACACCUUAAGGAGCUCUGUGGGCAGGCAAAAAUUUACAUUAGACCAGUCCAGCAAGAUAUUGCCUUGGAUGAUGCAGCAAAACUAGAUACAGAGAAGAUUCAAAACGACAUUCCACUGAUUGAAUGCUUUACAUGUGGAGAUCACAUUCCCAUGACAGAGAUACAUACUCAUAAAGAAUCACACCAGCAAGUUGCCAAGCCCAUACAGGAAAAACAAACAACCAUGGAGAUGUUUGACUCAGACAUAGUUGUAAGUAAUUCUCCAAGUACAAGUGCAAUGGCAGGGUCUUUAUCAAGUAAACCCAGCACAAGUACCACAUCUUCUACAAACUCUCCAUCUGCACCUGCCACAGAAACCUGUGCAUCUACAUUUAAUGAGAAUGAUAUACAGAAUGUCAAUGUCUUAUCUGAAAUUUGUCCUAAUGCAUCCACUAUAGAGAUACGAAGAGCACUGAACUCUUCAAAUGGAAACAUUCAUGAAGCUGCUCAGCARCUGUUAGGYGUAGAGCCCAUUACUAUUGAUGAUUUGGAUGACCCUGCUAGUGAUGCUGAUUUAUUAACACCGGCUUUGGAAUGCACUACAUCUCCUGAGAAAGCUCUUCAUCUUUUUCAAAAGCAAACCGUCAUUGCUACACCAAAAGAGCGUAUAUUCCUAUCCAGGUUAGAUGGCAUAACUGAGAUGAAGAGAGAAAUAAUGGGAAUAUACAAAAAUCCACAGACAAACCUGCAUAGAGCUCCCAGAGUAUGCUUUGAAGAGGAAGAUGGCGUUGGCUGUGGACCCGUGAGGGAGUUCUUCAGCAAUGUCAUUAAGAUCAUUGAAGAAGGAAUAUCGUCAUCAUCAUCAAAACCACUUAUGUUCCUAGAGGGGGAAACUGAUCAUCGCCUCCCAAUACAUGAUCAGUCUCUUCGUGCUAUUGGGGCUUUUAAGGCUGUUGGAAGGAUGAUAAGUCACUCUGUCCUGCAUGGUGGGCCAUUUGUAUAUGGGUUAUCUCCUGUGGUGAAGCAAUAUCUCUCAACAGAAGCUAAUGACAAACAGCUGUCUUUGACACUAGCUAUUGAAGACAUACCAGACAUUGAAUUGAGACAACUAAUAUCAGAACUUGAUGAACUGCCUUUGGACCAGAAUGUAAGUCCAGAGCAAAGACUUGCCAUUCAGCCUUACUUGUUUGAGGCUGGUUUAGACCCAGAUGAAUUAAACCAGAAGAGGAAGUUCCUACUGGAUGGUCUGAUGACCUACAAUGUCAUAGACAAGAGACGCCUUGAGCUAGACGACAUCAUAAAAGAUGGCGCUAAGCUAGUAGACCUGGUAUGUUUCUGGACUGCAGGUGGCUUGCAAGUUUCAAAUGGACAGCUGUUGGUCAAGUUUGAUGGUGGAGCAAACAACCUUCCAUUGUCAGAAACCUGCUUUAAAUCUAUCAUACUUCCGACAAAACAUGAAGAAUAUUCUUCUUUCAAAAAAAACAUGGACAUUGCUUUGAAAUAUGGGUCCAAGGGCUUCAGUUUUCACUGAUGGCAUGACAAUAAAAUUGGUAUAAGGAUUUUCUGUUGCCAAGUUGUCAGCAAAAGUGGUCUUGUGCAUGAUGCAUAUAUAUCUGUUGUUAAAGUUUAUAUACGUUUUACAGUAUUUUUUAAUACAUUUGUAAUUGAUUUUUGUAAUUACAGUUGGUAAAAUUUUACAUUUCCAAGCUAACCAUUAUGGUUUGAGUGUUAAGAUUUAUUGUUUCAGUUACAGAUCUAGAUAUAUCACAGUUUUUGCAAUGAGACACAAUGUCACCAAUAUAUACACCAAAUUGCAAGAAUGUUGCCAUACAAAAAUUUAAAAAAUUGCAAUUUUGAUGCAACUAUUUUUUAAAACUGUUUUCAAGCUAUGGACUUUGUUUUUAAAUAACUAAGCAGUUUCUAUUGUACUUAUGGGGAUUUAGAUUAAAACAUUCUUGCAAUGUCAGGUGUAUGACAAGGACAUGUACUAUAUAUAUUAUGUCAGUGUAAAGGACUGCGGUUGUCCCAUGGUGCAAUUAUGUGUAAAACUAGAAACUGAUAAAAGAUUAUUGAAUUCUUAGAUGAUGAAUAUAUAUACAUGCUUACAUACUUUAUUUACAGUGGAAAAUACACUUGGCUAUGUUACCUAACCUGUGAAAUACAAAUUACUUCUGUUGUUGUGUAAUAGUCAACUU
Actinia tenebrosa (Australian red waratah sea anemone) is the source of this 2757-nucleotide messenger RNA. RefSeq lists its product as uncharacterized. Gene Ontology annotation, molecular function: ubiquitin-protein transferase activity. Lineage: Eukaryota; Metazoa; Cnidaria; Anthozoa; Actiniaria; Actiniidae. The record is from RefSeq and is a predicted model, not a curated record.